AUGGCACUCAUCCAGACUUCCCUUAUCUGGGUCGCAUAUGCUGUCGCACUUGCAAUCCUGCUGGUCGUAGCAUCCAUCUUCGUCUACCUCUACCAGGCCCCUCGCGAACGCUCUGCCGUCGUCUCCAUCGUCUGCAUCAUCACCGUGCUCUCUCUACUGGCUACCGUCCUCCUGCUGCCCGUCGAUGUAGCUUUAGUAUCUUCGACUACUUCAUCUAAGCUCGGAAAGAAGAAAGACUGGGCUACUCCUGACGCUGUCGACAACAUCCUGUUCCAGCUCAAGAUCGUCUACUACACUCUUUACAGCCUUGACGCUGUCCUUUGCUUGAUCGUCGUUCCCUUUACCUACUUCUGGUACGAAGAACGUGAUGAGGUAGCUGCCGAGGAGGGCACCCAGACUGCUGCCGCCCGUCUUUGGGGUGCUUUCAAGUACACAAUCGCCUUCAUUCUGUUUGUUGUCAUCAUCUUCCUCGUAGGCUUCUUCGUACCUGUUGCCAAGAACAGGCCUCAGAAGCAUCUUGACCUCGACUUCUUCAAGGAUCUCUUGGCCGAGAAUCAUGGAGAACGUGCCUUGACUUUCUGCGUUGGUCUUCUCUUGACCCUCGGAACGCUUUUGUACUGCAUCUAUACGGCUCCUGGCUUGGCCCUCCUUCCCUUGACCCUCAUCAAGACAGCUCCUCGCAUCUCUGCCCCUACAUUGGCUGCCAACACUUCAUCUCAGCUAACACAGAACCGCGAGCGCCAGAGACAGCUCGAGAACCGCAACGAGGGCCGUGACAGCGGUCUCGACACUCGCGAUCGUCGUGAACUCGAAGCUCUCAUUCGCGAGGAACGCACGCUCGUUCGCCGUGAACGUCUCGCUGCUGAAGACAUGGGUGAAGGCUCAAACUGGUUCAUCCGUGUGUGGCUCAAGACCGAAGCCAUCUUCAGACCCCUGAAACUCCUCGGUGGUCUUCUGCUCAUCGUGAUCAUCCUCAUCGUCUGGGCCAGCAUGCUGGUCACCGGCGUUGACAAGAUCAAAAACUCUGUGUGCAAGACUGGUUGUGGAUAUCUGCUUGGUCACAACAAGAUCUUCCAGCCCAUCAACUGGCUCUUCGUCGUCACCUCAAAGGUCUUCCCCAUCGACUAUGUCAUUUUCCUUCUUUUGACCCUUCUAUUCUUUGCCGGAUCAGUUGUCGGUAUUGCCACGAUCGGUAUCCGCUUCUUGUGGGUCAGUUUGUUCAAGAUUCGCAAGGGUCACACUGCUCCGCAAGCCCUUCUUAUGGGAACUGUCAUGCUCACCUUGAUCGUAUUCGCCAUCAACUACGCUGUCGCGAUGAUGGUCGCUCCUCAAUAUGCCACCUUCGGCCCUCAGACCUACUGCGACAGACCUACCCACCACCCCGAUGCGCAGCCAGACUGUAGCAACCACCACAGCGCUAUUCGCUCUUGUCGCGAGGCUGCUGACAACCCGGUCGCUCGUAUGGUCUGCACGCCCUCGGUAGUCAGUUCCUUUUUGAACCGCAUCACCAUCAACUUCCCCUUCUUCGGACUUGUCGAUUUCUGGGCUCAAUUUGCUUUCCUUGGCAUCUUCUUCAUUGUGUUUGUCGUCAUGCUGUUCCGCACUCCCCGUCUUGAUGAGGAGCAACUCGACGAUGACCUUGCCGAAGAGGAAGAAGAAGGCCUCCUUGCCAGCACUGGUCGUCGUUUCGGCGCCACUUGGUCUGAUAUCACCGGUCGUGCUACUGGUGUGAAGCGCGUCGGUGCCGAUUAUGGCACUCGUGGAGGGCCUUCUGAUGAGUGA
This is a messenger RNA of Aureobasidium namibiae CBS 147.97, 1782 nucleotides long. RefSeq lists its product as uncharacterized. NCBI's taxonomy places the organism in Eukaryota, Fungi, Ascomycota, Dothideomycetes, Dothideales, Saccotheciaceae. Bases 1 to 1782 code for a protein of 593 amino acids. The record is from RefSeq and is a predicted model, not a curated record. Gene Ontology annotation, cellular component: vacuolar membrane. Gene Ontology annotation, biological process: protein localization to vacuole. The transcript has 2 exons.